Messenger RNA from Cornus florida, 4868 nucleotides. Its product is annotated as putative disease resistance protein RGA3. Lineage: Eukaryota; Viridiplantae; Streptophyta; Magnoliopsida; Cornales; Cornaceae. Gene Ontology annotation, molecular function: ADP binding. The transcript has 2 exons. Bases 62 to 2428 code for a protein of 788 amino acids. Gene Ontology annotation, biological process: defense response to other organism. The record is from RefSeq and is a predicted model, not a curated record.
AAAAAAAUAUACAUAUAUUUAGAGACCUGCAACAUAUUAUAUAUAUAUAUAUAUAUGGGUCAUGGCAGUCUUCCACUUACUGCAACCUCAUACCAUUCGAAUAGCAUUGCUUUUCAAUCACUCCAGUAACCACAAAAAAAUGGUGGACGCAGUUCUUUCUAACAUUGUGACUGAAAUUGUGAAGAAGUUGAGCUCUGCUGCUUUCCAAGAGACCCAAUUGCUGUUUGGUCUCAAAACAGAGUCUCGCAGAUUGGAGGACACCAUUUCCACGGUGAAAGCAGUACUUCUUGAUGCCCAGCAACAGCAGCACGACCCAGACAAUCAGGCUAGUGUUUGGCUCAAAAAGCUCAAAGAAGUGGUUGAUGAUGCCGAUGACUUGCUGGAUGACUUCUCAACAGAAGAUUUGCAGCGUAAGGUGAUGACCUCCAACAAAAAGGCCAAGAAGGUACUCAUUUUCUUCUCAAGCUCAAACCAGCUGUUUUUCCGUCUUAAGAUGAGUCACAAAGUUAAGGCCAUUCGUGAGAGACUAGAUGCCAUUGCUGAAACUAAGAUCAAAUUCCACUUUAGUGUUGAACCGCCUAUAGAUAUGCAACUUCGGAUCGAUAGGAGGGAGGAUAGUCACUCUUUUGUGGUUGCUGAAAAUGUUAUUGGGAGGGAUAAUGAUAAAAAGGCAAUUGUAGAAUUGUUGAUGCACUCCGAGGUUCAAGAGAAUGUGUCAGUCGUUGCAAUAGUUGGGAUCGGGGGGAUGGGAAAAACCGCACUUGCACAAUUAGUAUCUAGUGAUGAAAAUGUCAAAAAACAUUUUGAAAUUAAUAUGUGGGUGUGUGUUUCUGAGGACUUUGGUGUGGAACAAGUGGCAAAAUAUAUAAUAGAGAGUGCAACAGGCGAAAAAACUGAAGGCCUUCAGAUGGAUGGGGUGCAAAAGAAACUUAGGGAAAUAAUUGAUGGGAAGAAAUACUUUCUUGUGUUGGAUGAUGUUUGGAAUGAGAAUCGUGACCGAUGGUUAAACUUGAGAGAUCUGUUGAAGGGUGGUGCAAAAGGAAGUAAGAUUCUAAUAACCACUCGUAGUAAAUUAGUUGCAACUACUUCAGGAGCGAAUUCACCUUAUGUUUUAGAAAGCUUGUCCGAGGAAGAGUCUUGGUCCCUUUUUAAGCAAAUGGCUUUUAAAGGAAAGAACGAGUUACAGAAUGCACGUCGAGUGGAAAUGGGACAAGAAAUUGUGAAAAAGUGUGCAGGAGUUCCUCUAGCCAUUAGAGUUUUAGGAAGCCUAUUAUACUCGAAAGACACAGAAAAUGAGUGGUUGAAUUUUAAAAAUAAAGAUAUGGCAAAAAUAGCUCAAGAGGAAAAUAUUAUUCUACCAAUGUUAAAGUUGAGCUAUGAUCACCUUCCCUCGUAUCUAAAACAAUGCUUUGCAUUUUGUCGCUUAUAUCCUAAAGAUCAUGAAAUUGAUAAGCAACAAUUGAUCCAAUUGUGGAGUGCACAUGGAUUUAUCCUGUUGUCAAAUGCAAAUGAAGAUCUGGAAGAUGUUGGAGAUUUGUAUUUUCGAAAUUUAUUAAGGAGGUCAUUUUUUCAAGAUGAGAGCAAAGACAAACUUGGUAAUAUAAUAAGUUGUAAAUUGCAUGAUCUUAUGCACGACCUUGCAGUUUUAGUUGCGGGAAGUGAGAGUUCGACAGUUUUAGUUGCGGCGAGUGAGAGUUGGAGGAUGAAUUUGGACUCAAAAGAUGUUUCUCCAAGAACCUGUCACGUGUCAUUUGAUUCGAAAAUACAUGGUUCAUCAGAAUGGGAAAUUCCAGCUCCGUUGCUUGGAAAUAUCAAGAUUAGAACAUUCUUUCUUCCGGCUCAAGGCAGAGGCUUUUACUCUGAUACCAAUUUGUUCACAUAUAGGAGGAAAGAUAAUUCAGUUUAUGUAACAAUUGUUUCCAACUUUCAAAGGUUACGCGUGUUGGAUCUGCAUUGUUUGGAAAUGAAGACACUGCCGAGUUGCAUAGGUAAACUACGGCAUUUAAGGUAUCUUGAUAUAUCUGGUAAUCAAGAUAUCAAUGCUCUGCCAAAUUCUAUUACCAAGUUGCAAAAUUUGCAAACCCUAAAACUUGAUGGUUGUUACGAUCUUGAAGAAUUGCCAAGAGAUAUUAGAAAAUUGGUGAGCCUUAGGCAUCUCGAGUUUGAUGGUUGCGAUAGAUUGAGUAUGCCGCGUGGACUGGGGGAGCUGACUUGUCUUCGAACUUUCAAGCGGUUCAUCGUGGGUCCAUCUAGCAGGUUAAGUGAAUUGAAAGAUCUAAACAAUUUAAGGGGGGAGCUAUCAAUUGAACUACAGAGGAGGCCAAGAUUAAAAGAAGCAGAGGAAGCAAACUUGAAAGAGAAACAACACCUUCAGUCUUUGAUAUUUGAUUUUGGCGCCUAUGAUGAUGAUGAUGGUGAGUUAGAGUAGGUGUUGGAAGCUCUCCGGCCGCACACAAAUUUGAAAAAGCUUGAAAUACAUGGGUAUCGGGGUGUGGGAUUACCAACCUGGAUGUCCUUCCUCCUGAAUCUUGUUCAAAUUUCUUUAUGGAAAUGCGACGGAUGGAAACAUCUUCCAAAAUUGGAGCAGCUUCCUUGUCUCAAAAGCCUCUCUCUCUUUGGCUUAGAAUCGGUAGAGUACAUAGAUGACAACAGUUGUGGCGGUGUUAAUGAUGAGUCCUCCUCUUUUUCUCCAUCUUCUUCGAGAGACCCAACAACAACAACAGCAACGUUCUUUCCAUCACUGGAAAAUCUCUGUAUCAGGGAAAUGCCAAAUUUGAAGGGUUGGUGGAGGAGUAAAUUAGGAGAAGAUGAAAAACAAUCAACAGCAAACAAUCAAGAAGAGCAGCAGCUAUUAUCACACCCAACAUUUCCUUGUCUUGUUGAAUCAAAGAUCUACGACUGCCCUCAGCUAACAUCAAUGCCUCUGCAACCAACUGUUGUAAAACUAGAAUUUGGGAGAGUCGGCGGGAAGGUAGUACAAGAGCAGUUACUGACGAUGGCAAAGGAAACACCAACUACUGUUGCAACCUCAUCUUCUUCACUCGUUCCUCUUUCCAACUUAGAGGAACUGCAUAUAUGGGACAUUGAGGAUCUAGUUACUCUGCCGGAGGAGGCAUUCCCACUUCUCACUUCUCUACUAAAACUAAAGAUUGAAGGGUGUCCAAAACUAACCUCUCUGUCCAGAGGGAUGAGGCAUCUCACCGCCCUCAUGUCCCUGGAGAUCCUGUCCUGCCAAGAGUUGGAUUUGUCAGAUGAUGGCAUGCAUUUUCAAGGCCUUGGCAACCUAACUUCUCUGGAAAUCACCAAAAUCCCCAAGUUGGAGUCUAUUCCUGCGGGGCUUCAACACGUUACCACUCUCCAAUCUCUAUCCAUUGAAAUUCCUAAAAAUUUGGAAAGUUUACCAGAGUGGAUAGGCAACCUCACAUCACUUCAAAAACUCUAUAUUUAUUCUUGCCCGAGUUUGAAGUCACUGCCCGAAGGAAUGCGUCGGCUCACCGCAUUACAACGACUCAUAAUCCGAAGUUGUUCACAGGAGCUAAAUGAUAGAUGCCAAAAGGAAACCGGUGAAGAUUGGCCUAAGAUUGCUCACAUCCCCGAUGUUCAAAUAACUAAUAGAAGUAAGGUACUCGCCUUUCAUGCUUGAUCAGGGACUUAUAGAGAACAGUGCUUUGCUAAAAAGAGGUCCCUCUAUCUCUCACUUUUGUUGGAAAGUAAUCUUAGUAAUUUCUCAGUCAUUAAUUAUGCGUUAAAAAUGAAAAAAGGUUCCUGCUUUUUGAAGGUUGUGGAAGCUUGGUAGGAACAGAAGCAUCUUAUAAAGUGGUCAACAAAUUGGGUUCAAGCCUAGCAGGAUGUGAGCACAAUUAUUUGGAUAUGAAGCUGUUUGAGAAACUACAGUCACCGGCCAUUUCGGGGUUCAGUAUGCAAAUUAUGAGCCUAAGGAUUGGAAAUAUAUGCAAAUUACAUACACAUUGCAAAUUGACAAAGAUCCUCUCAUUUCAAUCUUUUCACUCAAGAUGAUCAUUUCCAGGUCAUGAACUACAUAUAUAGUAGCUUUUGUAUAUAUCUUUGAGUCCAUAUAUAGGAAGAAGCUUAAUUGUUAGAAAAAUAAAUGUUGGUAUGUUAUAUUGAACUAUUGACUUUCACUCUAUGAAUUCUUUGUUUGCCUUUUUCCUUAGGUGAUGUUCUAAACUAAUUGCUUCAGGUGUUCUCAUUCAAUCCAAGGAGUUAUUUGUACAAUAAAUUACUGUCUUACUACCAUAUCUUUAGCAGUAGUGCUUGAAAUGUUUCAAUGCCAAUAGCUCUCCCUAAGAAAUGUUUUUUCAUAUUUGCAGUUAGGUCCAGUGAGGGCAAUUGCAGUCACCGCAAUUUUCUUUUAUUUGUAUUUUCAUACACUAAUUUUGAUAUUUAUAAAUGUGCCCUACUGAAUUCUUAAGAAAAUUCAAAAAAAAAAAAAAAAAAAAAACCUCAUUUUCUAACAAAAUUUUUAAUAUUUAGAAAAGACCCAUGUCUUCUUCUUCUUCUUCUUGUGAGUCUCAAAAAUAAAAUUUAAGAAUCGUAUUUUUUUUUUUUUUAACCAAAAAAACUCUUCCUUUAUUAUUUGUUACUCACUCCGUCUCAAAUUUUAAAUUGUAAUGACCCGAACCCCAGGGUCCGAAUCGCUAACCGGGUCCUUAACCGAACCCGAGGUCGUCUAAGGGCAUUAUGGUCAAUUCUAAGGUCGAUACAUAAUAUACGUAUCAACCCAAGGUUUAUACAAAAAAAAUGAGAUCAUAACUACAAAAUAUGUCAAAACAGUCCACUAACCUAUCAAAACUUGUGGAGGAGCGUUAUCCGCCACUUCCUUCUCGUGCCCUGAAAAAAAAAAAAUU